Molecule: messenger RNA, 989 nt
Organism: Eleginops maclovinus (Patagonian blennie)
Lineage: Eukaryota; Metazoa; Chordata; Actinopteri; Perciformes; Eleginopidae
Gene: lgals2a
Product: lectin, galactoside-binding, soluble, 2a
Exons: 4
Coding region: 127-531 (134 amino acids)
Molecular function (GO): laminin binding; carbohydrate binding; galactoside binding
Source: RefSeq, a predicted model, not a curated record
UUCUUGGUUUGUCACUCAGGUUGGAGGACCCUCCCACACUGUAUAUAUUCUCCUCUGAGGAUGCAGUGAGGCCCUGCAGCACUCUCACUUCAUCUUAGCUCGAGUUGACUGACUACGUCUGCAAAGAUGACUGGUAUGAUCAUCAAGAACAUGUCCUUCAAGGUCGGGCAGACCCUGACCAUUGUUGGAGUACCCCAGCCUGACGCUACAAAUUUUGCAGUGAAUAUUGGCCCUAACGAGAAGGAUAUUACUAUGCAUAUCAACCCUCGUUUUAAUGCCCACGGGGACGAGAAUGCGGUGGUUUGCAACUCCUACCAGGACGGCAACUGGUGUGAGGAGCAUCGGGAGGGAGGCUUUCCUUUCAGCCUGGGAGAGGAGUUCAAGAUCCUCAUUGAAUUCACCCCGACAGAGUUCGUGGUGAGUUUAUCGGAUGGCUCCACAAUCCACUUCCCCAACCGUGUAGGUGCAACAAAAUACUCCUUCAUCAGCUUUGAUGGGGAAGUUCGCAUCACAAGCUUUGAGAUCAAGUAAACCUCCAUGCUGCCAGGAGCUUUUUUCUUUAAAUGCAGAUUCAAUUGUUCAAUUUGUCCAGCAAAAGGUCAUAUUUUACCCCAGCUUUUUAGUUUGUGAAUACCAUGAGGUAUCAGCAGUGCCUUUCGUGUUUCUUACACAGUGUAUAAUGCAAGAAUUUGUUUUGACAUGUGCUCAUGCAAGCAAACACAGAAACAUUUAAGGAUACAUAAGAUAGACUCAUACAAAGUGAUAAUAUUCAGAUGUACACACACAUACAGAAUACAUUGCAACUGCAUACUGUAACCUUCGUGCAUUUUGCAGUGUUAAGUUGAAAAUCGUUACCAAUGUCUGAACUCAUUGUCCUGCAAGGUGCCUUGAGAUGCUGCAUGUUCUCGUUUUCCCUCCCAGACAUUCCAGAUUUAUACCAAAGUGUAAUGCUUGCCUCUACAACAUGAAUAAAGCAUAUCCUUCAUAAA